Messenger RNA from Lycium ferocissimum, 1181 nucleotides. RefSeq lists its product as uncharacterized. Bases 1 to 624 code for a protein of 207 amino acids. The record is from RefSeq and is a predicted model, not a curated record. Lineage: Eukaryota; Viridiplantae; Streptophyta; Magnoliopsida; Solanales; Solanaceae. The transcript is spliced from 2 exons.
AUGGUGCACUUUUCUAGUUUAUUGAUAGUGGAUAGUUGUUGCUUAGUUAGUGGUAGUAGUGAUCAACUUAGUGGAUUAGUGGUUAGUUUAUUUGUAAGCCUAUAUAAAGGCUUGCCCACAUUGGCUAGACCUUCACUGACCGUUGAUUAUUUCAUGACUCGCUUUACGUUUGAGGAUGAAGAAUUUAUAGAAGAAGAGGAAGAGGAGGAAGAGGAAUUUGCGAAUGACAUAUCCGAGUCGGUUCUUGAUGAUGAAGAAUUUAUAGAAGAAGGGGAAGAGGAGGAAGAGGAAUCUGCGAAUGACAUAUCCGAGUCGAUUCUUGAUGAUGAAGAAAUUAUAGAAGAAGAAGAGGAGGAAGAAGAAGAGUUUGAAGUUGAAAUAUCUGAGAAUUUGGAAACAAGAACAAGAAUGGAGUUUGCUCAUUGUAUGGAUAUUGAUCAGCAACAGCCGCCUCAUAUUCCAAGUGGAACAAUCGACGAAGUGCUUCCUACACGAGCUAGGGCGCCUCGAAUGCGUGUCAGUAAUAACUACGUUCGUCACACAAUUCAACUCCCAGAAUUGAUUCUUGAUAGUGAUACCUAUGGCUAUGGUGAUGAAGUUGAUGAAGAAGAUGAAGAAAUAUAAGAAGAGGAGGAGGAAGAGGAAUAUAAUGAGUUGGUGGAUCAACAAGAUAUGUCUGAAUAUUUGGAAACAAGAACAUAUUAUUAUGAUCCUGUUAUGGAUAUAGAUGUUAAUGGAGGUGAUCCAAUUGUUGAUGAUGAGGAACAAGAAACAUGUGCCAUUUGUUUACUUGAAUAUAAAGAUGAAAACACCAUUAGCACACUUCAAUGUGGCCAUGAAUUUCACUCUGGAUGCAUCAAGAAGUGGCUGCAGAGGAAAAAAUCAUGUCCCUUUUGUAGAGCUUCAGUUUUGCCCCUACAUUAGUCUUAAUCUUAAGAAUUCAAUUAGUGUAAUGGUUAGUAUUAUUAUUUUUAUCAUGGUCGUUGUAAUCACAAUUCUUAUGUGAAUUAUAGUUUCUUGUAACUUUGAGAGGAUAUCCAGAAUCAUUGCAGAUUAUCAUGUCAGAAUUUUCUACACAUCCAGUUCCUUAUCAUGUUUCUGAGAUUGAUAGCAUUUUAACUUGUGCCGAAUAAUUUUUUUUUACACUUACGUUUAUGUAGUUUGCUCCUGAAACAGAAAAG